AUGGUCAAUCCCGUUGCAGAGGCCCCCAGCUGCGUGAGAUGCAAGGACCCACUGGUUAUGGGCCAUGCAUAUGAAUUGGGCGGUGAUAGAUGGCAUACCCACUGUUUCUCGUGCUAUAAAUGUGAUAAGCCUUUGAGUUGCGACUCAAACUUUCUCGUUUUGGGCACCGGCGCUUUGAUCUGUUAUGCAUGCUCCGAUUCUUGCAGAAGUUGCGGGAAAAAAAUUGACGAUCUGGCAAUCAUUUUGGCCUCAUCAAAUGAAGCGUACUGUUCGGAUUGUUUUAAAUGCUGCAAAUGUGACGCUAAAAUAGACGACCUGCGGUACGCCAAGACAAAACGCGGGCUGUUUUGUAUAGCCUGUCACGAAAGGCUACUCGAAAAACGAAAAAACUAUGAGGAACGCAAACGACGGCAUAAGAAACAGCUUCCGCUAAUACCACCUGGCGGCAACAACGCCGAUUUGAGUUCGAACCCAGAAGAAUCAACCCCAUCGGAACCUGACUUUGUUAUACCAGCGCGUUCCAACCAGAGACCCAUGUCACCUAUUAAAAGUGCAGCAUUACAGAAUCCCUCAUUUCCCAAAGAGGCCACAUCAAUCGAUUCAUCUCCAAAGGACAAUCGUCCUCCCAUGUCGAGUACUUCGUCUCUGGCCGCACCAUUAGAUUUCUCUGCUGUUACAUCGGCGACCGGAGAAGCUCCUCCAAUGGGCGAAAAGCCUAAUGCAUCAGAUUUCACUACCAACAACAGCACCAUUCGCAGCAACUCUGAGAGCGUGGUAGCCCAAUUUCUCCUGGAUGGAGGUUAUGGUAGUACUGCGGAGGAAGAUUCCAUCAAGCAGGAGCAUACCAAGACAGAAGAUGGCAGCAAUAGUAUACAAGAGGCAGAACAGGCAGUUGCGGUAAGAACACCUAAAAAAACCCACAGAAGCCAACUUUCAAUUGAUGACAUGUUGCAACAUACUUUAGAGAACGAUGGGUACACAGAGAAUGAUAAUCAAGGACAAGAGGAACAGAGUUUGCUAGAUAUACCCAAAGAACAGAAGAAAGUUCUCCUGAAUCGGACGCCUUUGCGUAACUCCAAGGAAGAAUACAACGGCAGGUCUCCGAUCGCUCACCGACAGGGUCUAGUUUUGGAUGACGAGGAUGUUGUCAAUGCAUUAAACUCGCCGGCUCGGGUAGAUUCCUUAGAAACGUCUCCGAGGUCAGGAUUGGGAAUCAUUAAGGACCCAGAUUCGCAAUUUAGUUAUACCGACGACGAGGUUAUCGGUCUUUCGUAUGAUAAAGUGGCAUCUCAAGACAGCAGGCCCGAGACGGCAAGUUCCCAGGAAUCUCGAUCUCCAUCCAUUUUGGGCCAUCAACGUAAGACUUCAGGAGGAAGUGCCAGAAAGCUUGGCAGGUCACUCUCUUUGAGGUCUAAAAGCAUUAUGAUGAAUUUAAGACCCAAGACCAAAGAAACCACUCUAAAUGAAGGUGGUGAGCAUGACACGCAUUCUGGGUGGGGAGUCGCAGCGAAACCUACUACAGAUUCCUCUCCCGCCAAAGAGCGGGUGAGAACAAAACAUCCAAGCGACAGCACGGUGUACUCUCACGGUAUUGAAACGACGCAGCAUAAAAGAUCGAAUAGCAACACAAAUGGGGCUGUCUCGGUCUUUCGCACACCACCUUUGGACACGCAAGCCUCUUUUUCUAAAAGUGCUUCAUCGCAUCAUAGAAAUCCAUCUCUUGGUACUAGGCAGAUCGAGGAAGAAGAUGAAGAAUGCGGAGACACUCCCACCAAUGAUCAAUUUUUGAAAAAAGAUGUCUGGCAAAUGGAACUCACUCUGCGUCGCCUAAAGCUUGAAAUUAAUCAACUUGAAUCUACAAAAAGUCAACUUGUGAAUGAUGUUGAUUCCUUGAAAACAACCAAGUCGAAUUUACAAGAGGAGAUUAGUUCUCUCAAGGCAGAAAAGGGCAUAAAAAACACUUCUCUCGAGCCUGUUGAUUCCUAUGAGCGCGAGACUUCAGAUGAUAUACCGGAAAAACACGCUGCAACUGCAACUGUUGCAACUACUGGGAAGCCAAGGUUUUGGAAAAUUUUCUCUGGCAACAAACCGAACGGAAAUUAUGCCAACAUGUCAAACAAAUUGGAUAUAUCACCACCAGUACUCCAGAAUCCCAGCGAAUUCAACGACGUCAAGUUCAUGCCAGUACAAAACAGACAGAGGAGUUCGAUUUCGUCGCCACCGACUAAGGACGGGGAUCUCCUGUAUGGAUCGACAUUGAUUGCUCGCUGCGCUUAUGAAAAACACGACAUUCCGAUGAUAGUUGAUACAUGUAUCAAGCACAUCGAAUCGAGUGAAGAUUACUUGAAAAGCGAUGGACUUUACCGAAAAUCGGGCAGCCAAGUUCUAAUUGAACAGAUCGAAGCCGAUUUUGCACAGAGCAACCCAAAAGAAGGCCUUUCGAAAACUUUGCAAGCGGACUUACAUCAGGAUAUACACGCUGUUAGUGGUGUUUUGAAAAGAUACUUGCGCAAAUUGCCAAAUCCAGUUUUUUCGUUUCAAGUUUAUGAGCCACUAAUGGCGCUAGUCCGUGACAACAAUCUGGUUGCCAAACUACCGCUCAAGUCGUCUAGUGGUGACAAUUAUCAGGACUUGCUGAAGGACACAACGACACAGCUCAAAGCAAUUCUUGCCCUACUGCCACAGGAGCAUUACACGCUUCUGAAAUUUUUGACCGAGCAUAUCGAAAAGGUUUCUCGCUAUAGCGACGAGAACCUAAUGAAUUUACAUAACUUGUCCUUGGUGUUUACCCCGGGUCUGAUCCGCGACUAUAGUGGUGAGAAAGAUAUCUCCGAUAUGAGAGAGCGCAACUAUCUGGUAGCAUUUGUUUUGGCCAACCAACGCUCGCUUUUUUAA
Messenger RNA from Lachancea lanzarotensis, 2895 nucleotides. It is a transcript of the gene RGA2, whose product is annotated as LALA0S01e07118g1_1. The transcript has a single exon. Gene Ontology annotation, biological process: signal transduction. The coding region runs from base 1 to 2895 and encodes 964 amino acids. NCBI's taxonomy places the organism in Eukaryota, Fungi, Ascomycota, Saccharomycetes, Saccharomycetales, Saccharomycetaceae. The record is from RefSeq and is a predicted model, not a curated record.